AUGCGUAGAGUUCUUGUCCUCCUGACCGCGGCCAAUCUUGCCCUAGGCUUAUAUAAUGCCGUCUUUCGUGGAGAACAGUCCCAUGGGUGGUCGGCCAAGGGUAUGGGCACUGUGGUAGUACGUACCCUUGUUUUCGCCGCUGCCAUGCACAUAGCCAACGACCGGCAAACGAAGCGGCAACCUGCCAGGCUCAACCAGAGAAACGAAGACCGGAGUACCCAGGUCUACGGCGGCUUUCUUGCCGCCGCAGUUCGCCCGAAGGCCAUCGACGGCGAGACCACCACGUCCCUACAAUCCGAGCACCGACUCAGAACCAUUGACAAGGCCAGCAGUGGCAUCUUGCUGCUGCUAUUCGUCGUUCCCUUCGUCAAGUUGGUCGUCUCCCUGGUCAAGUCUUAUGCUGCGCUCACGCAUAAGGUUUUAUCGCCGCUAGAUGAGGACCCGGUCUUCCCAAGGCUAGUAUGGGUCGUGUCAGUCGCAGUCGUGCCAGUCAUGGCGAAAAUUGCUGCUGCCUCCCCAGAGACUCUUAUCCAAGCGAAGAUUAAAACCUUGCCAUACUUGACCGUUGGGAAGAACAAUCUUUGGAAAAUCGCUGCUUCCUCCCCAGAGACUCUUGUCCAAGCUAAGAAUAAAUCCUUGGGAUAUUUAACCGUUGGGGAGAACAAUCUCCGGAAAGUUACUGCUGCCUUCCUGGAGACUCUUGUCCACGCUAAAACUAAAGCCUCGGGAUAUCUGAACGUUGGGAAGAGUACUCUCUGGAAAGUUGGGCGAGCGAUGGGCCGUCCUAAAGAGGAACGCGAGAGAGACCGACAAAAACACAAAGCGAAAGACGGCAAGAUCGGGACGUUGACCGAACAGACGAAGCAUCCGAAGAAGUCUCAUGAAUCAGGCCGGAUGGAUGGCGGUGAUCCGUCAGAGUUGACACCGCCUACAAAAGAUGAUGAAGUGGGGCAAGUUUCCUCAGCCGACCAGGAAGCUGAAUCGAAGCAGACUUCGAUCACAUUCCCCGACCCCGAACGCAUGGAGCCCUGGUCUCGGACCCAGCCGGAGCUCUCCUCAAAUGGUAGAGAGGGUCGUGGCUCUAGAGGAGUUCGGAUGGAGAAGGAGGUUGCGGAAGACCAUUCCUUGAAACCGGCUCUAGGAGAUAUUCCUAUCCCACCCCAAGAUUUUGACCAUGAUGGAAAGCGCACCGUCAGGAUGCGUGAGCUUCGAAUCCGUGGCUCCCUAGGCGGCAUAUCUGUAUCCGCAAUACCUGACACGGGCUCAAGCUUUGACAUCAUCUCUGAAGAAUUCGCCAUUGAGAACAAUCUCAACAUCGAUACCCGGAAUGGGAGGUCUUUUAGGUUGCCAAACGGCAAAGAGCGUAUGUUCCUGGGCACAGUUACGGCGUCAUGGAUCUUUUCUGGAGAGAAUGAGGUGCAUCACCGCUGUUUUCAUGUGCUGAGGGGCUGCGUCCACCAAGUCGUCCUCGGCGCGGACUUCCUUAACGUGACAAAUACCCUUUCCAAGUUUGCACACCGCAUCAAAGCAGUCCUUUCGAGCAUAUCGGCGGCCGCGCCUCGGAAGGUGCUCUUUAUCGACCGACCUGCGGCCACUGCUAGUUCGGAAACGCGGGUGCUGAGCCUGUUCAAUGGCCAUCCCGUUCUCGGCCUCCCAGACACUUGUUCGGAUAUUUCAAUCAUCAACCGUCGCACAGCACGGGAGCUCUGCCAGAAGCUCGGUCUGGAUAUUCUGGAGGAUCACACUAUCGAGGUCCAAUUCAUAGACGGUACGAUUGCAUCUACGUGUGGGCUCAUCCGAGACGUCAAAUUAUGUUUUGGUGUCACCCUCGCCAAAGAGGACAUGCGCCGCCUCGACUUCCACGUCAUGGAUGAUAUCCCGUGUGCCGUCAUCCUCGACAAGUGGCUACUCUGGGAAAACAAAGUCUUUGAAUACUACAGGGACUGCUUCCGCGACUGGCAGCCGGCCCGAGAUGAUUCUGUGCUGGGCAUCAUCCCGACCCGCAAGUCUGAGACUAAGCAGAUCCUCGCCGACCCGGGGGACGAAGAGAUUGCCCGUCAUACGGACGCCCUCUUCCGCAUUCGCAAACUGCCGCUGGAGCAGCAAGCGAGAGCGCUGCAAGAGGAAGAACGGAGGCAACAGGAGUAUAAUUCGCCCCACGCCGGCUCGGGUCUGCCGCUGCUCAGGAUUCAACCACCAUCGCUAACCACAACCACGCCUCCUGUAUCAGCAGCCGCCCAAACCGCUCUAAAUCUGCCGAGUUUGAUCAGUGGACGUAACAGUAGUUCGGCUGCUUCUACAUCCGCGUCUUCAACCGGGACUAGGCCGUUAUCGACUUCAGCUUCAGCUUCAAGUCAGCAACCAGGCAAUGCUGUGUUCCAGAAUACAGUACAGGCCCCCGGCGGUACGGCUGGUAAGAAGAAAUCGUUCUGGGCAUCCAUCGGGUUGACACGGUUUGCAAAGUAA
This is a messenger RNA of Clonostachys byssicola, 2466 nucleotides long. Lineage: Eukaryota; Fungi; Ascomycota; Sordariomycetes; Hypocreales; Bionectriaceae. The record is from the annotation of a GenBank genome assembly.